Molecule: messenger RNA, 4432 nt
Organism: Eufriesea mexicana
Lineage: Eukaryota; Metazoa; Arthropoda; Insecta; Hymenoptera; Apidae
Gene: for
Product: cGMP-dependent protein kinase for
Exons: 10
Coding region: 1182-3200 (672 amino acids)
Biological process (GO): protein phosphorylation
Molecular function (GO): ATP binding; cGMP-dependent protein kinase activity
Source: RefSeq, a predicted model, not a curated record
GUGAGCGUCAGUCUCGAAGGAGUGGUCCUGCCGGUGUCCUCGUUCGCGUCAGGAUCCUCCUUUGUGAGAACACUGUGUCUGCCUCUACUUCUCUCUCCGGAAUCGAGUCCUUUCUUACCCGACGUCUCAUCCACGCCGCGAGAACACCCUCGACAGGACCAAUCCAUCGAGGAUUCGCGAGUGAAACCGGAACCAACCGGGCUUUCGUUGUCCUACCGUCGAAUCUCUUGCGCAAUCCAUCGAUCAGUCUAUCCUUCGUCGUUCUUCGUGACCGAUUCCAACCUACGUGACUUCUUUCGCUUCCUUGGACCCGCAGUGAGACACCUACACCUGUAUCAGCCAGACCUAGCGUCACACCAGGCUCAAAACAACCGUUAAGAAGUACCACCAAGUGGAAUCAUGAAAUGACCAGGUGACAGAGGUUCGACGAGCGCAUGAAGAAUCCAGAGAGUCGAUUUGUGUCGAAGGAAUCAAGCCGGGACUAAAAAUAGCGCGUCAUUGUUCAGCUUUGCGCCAGCCUGUGGAAUUAGCCGCUCGAAAAUCGCGCAACUCUCAAUUUUCUGCCGCUGUCGGCUGUCAUUUGUGCGCUGCCGUGAAGCAUGAACCGGCGAGCAGUGAGUCGGGCCCUUCGACGGACACUGAACUCGAUUCGUUGGAAAAGCGCUGAACAGACCAGGAAGUUCCCCGAGACACGUGCCGCCCGAUGUGAUUUACGCGACUGGAACAUGCUCGAGAUCUGAAGAGCGCAGGCCUGGCUAGCUUUGACUCGAGGGCUGACGCUGGUCAAACAGAAGGCGAGCAAUCAUCGAUCUUCCGAUUGAAUGGGUGCCAGGUCAGCGUCGAAUUUCCCACGCUAAAUCCCGCGGAGAGCCACGCGACCUGGUCCUUGUUAUCUCGCGACCAGACUCCAUCCUCCAGCGAGAAUUGUCAGCCAUUGGAACAUGUCCAACUCGACGACUCCUAGCCAAGGUCGUCUCACCAACCGAACCUUUCCAACCGCCUUGUCCCGGAGUAGCCUACAGACGUGUCUCUCGUGAUGCUAUCUCGCUGAUCCGCUCUCUCGUAAGAGUCUCUGUUCGGAGACAGCGUCGAAGAGAGAGAGGAGAGUCUGUCAUUUUGCAAUUUCUCUGUUGGGGAGAGGAGAAGAGCGAAUCGUCGCACCAAAGUUCAGACUCUGUACUAUGAAAGUGCGGAGUUAUCCUGGCAGAGCCGUGUUGGAGGACCCAGAGCUGCUCUUGGAUCCUGACGCGACCCGAGGGAGAGCCAUGGAGCUCCUCUAUGAGGCCAGCUGGCGCGAGUGCGGUGUGAACUGGGCGAGCAACGCGAGGAGCAAGCCUCCGUCUAGAGAGGACGAGUACAGGCAGCCCUAUGCCGAAGUAAUCUCGCAGUUGGAGGGUGUCUUGGAGGGUAGUCGCUCGUCCGCUAGGGAGGACUCGGAGUCCAGGAGGUCCAGCAGCACGGGCACCACCGAUAGCGAGUCCAGCGAGCUGAAUCAGACAGGCAAUAGCCAAGGUGGAUUCCUCAUACCCAGACCGAGGCUGAUCGUACCGGUUCACACCUACGCCAGGAGACGACGAACCGGUGCCCCACCUCCGGCCAGGAGGCGACAGAUACGCGAAGAGGGCAAAGUCGAGGUGUCGCGCGAUGGCAAAUAUUUGAGCACUCUGGCACCAGGAAAGGUACUGGGCGAGUUGGCGAUCCUCUACAACUGCAAGAGAACAGCGACGAUAACAGCGGCCACCGAUUGCCAGCUAUGGGCCAUCGACCGACAAUGCUUCCAAACCAUUAUGAUGAGAACCGGCCUUUCGCGGCAGGCCGAGUACACGGAUUUCUUAAAGAGCGUUCCUAUCUUCAAGAAUCUACCCGAGGAGACACUAAUCAAAAUUUCAGACGUGUUGGAAGAGACAUUCUACAACAAUGGGGAUUACAUAAUCAGACAAGGUGCGAGAGGAGACACAUUUUUCAUAAUAAGCAGAGGGCAAGUUCGCGUGACGAUAAAGCAGCCCGAUACACCAGAAGAGAAGUACAUCAGAACGCUGAGCAAGGGCGAUUUCUUCGGUGAAAAAGCGCUUCAGGGGGAUGACCUAAGGACGGCGAACAUAAUCGCUGACGAUCCGGAAGGAGUGAGUUGUCUGGUGAUAGACCGUGAAACGUUCAAUCAACUAAUCUCGUCCCUGGACGAAAUUCGUACGCGGUACAAAGACGAGCUGGUGGAACGUAGAAGGUUGAACGAGGAAUUCAGAGACCUGAGGUUACAAGAUCUUCGACCAUUAGCCACUCUAGGUGUGGGCGGUUUCGGAAGAGUCGAAUUAGUUCAAAUAGCCGGUGACAGCACGAGAUCCUUCGCACUAAAACAAAUGAAGAAAGCCCAAAUUGUUGAGACACGACAGCAACAGCACAUCAUGUCAGAGAAAAGAAUUAUGGGCGAAGCUGAUUGCGACUUCGUUGUGAAGCUAUUCAAAACGUUCAAGGAUAGGAAAUAUCUCUAUAUGCUAAUGGAAGCCUGUCUUGGUGGCGAACUUUGGACUGUCCUAAGGGACAAAGGUCAUUUCGAUGAUGGCACGACGCGAUUUUACACCGCCUGUGUUGUAGAAGCGUUCGAUUACCUUCACUCUAGGAACAUUAUCUAUAGAGAUCUUAAACCAGAAAAUCUCUUACUUGACAGCCAAGGAUACGUAAAACUCGUUGAUUUUGGUUUUGCUAAACGUCUUGAGCAUGGAAGAAAAACAUGGACCUUCUGUGGUACACCUGAAUACGUUGCACCGGAAGUUAUCUUAAAUAAGGGACACGACAUCAGUGCUGAUUAUUGGUCUCUUGGUGUUCUGAUGUUCGAACUUCUCACAGGAACACCACCAUUCACUGGUGGUGAUCCAAUGAAAACUUAUAAUAUUAUUCUAAAAGGAAUUGACGCUAUUGAAUUUCCUAGAUCAAUCACACGAAAUGCGACUGCUUUGAUCAAAAAGCUUUGCAGGGACAAUCCUGCAGAACGUCUUGGUUAUCAGAAGGGUGGAAUUAGCGAAAUACAAAAACACAAAUGGUUCGAUGGUUUUAACUGGGAAGGACUAAGAGCAAGAACACUUGAACCUCCAAUUAUGCCACGAGUUCAAAGUGCCAUCGAUACAACGAAUUUCGACGAAUAUCCACCAGAUUCAGAUCCACCACCACCUGACGACAUAUCCGGUUGGGAUAAUGACUUCUAAGUGGUCUAAUUAUUUGUUUAAAGCAGCCGUUGCUACUGAGAAAAGGAUACGUCGAAAAACUUCGACCCGUGUUUGAAGAAUCGCAAGAUAGUCGAAAAAUCGGAGGAAAACGUGACUAUCGGUAUCUGCAUUUAUUCGACAAGCUAAUACUAUGUAAUUCAUAGAUAAUCGUCUAGUAUAACAUCAAUCAUCGAAAAAUUGAAUGCAAAAGUAAACGAAGCUGGCCUGUGAUAAAGAAGUUAGGCCAUCGAAGGUUAGGUUUUCAAAACCCUUCGAGUCUAUUGCACGAUCUAUGGAUCCGAACGACUAUUAAGCAAAAUGGCCGAAGGUCAUAAUUUCACCGUACUAUCUAAAGUAGAAUACAAAUUUUCAAGACAUCGCCUCGGAGAUUAUCGAUGUGAAUUGAAUAUGCAUCCGAUUUAGAGAAAUCUUUUACACGCAUGAACACACGUUGAAGAUGAAAUCAAAUCUCAAAUCGUAAAUGUCGCAUGCGUUGUAUGGUCGGCUUGAUCGUCUGCCGUUACACGCAUCUCACACGCCAACUUAAUUUGGAGGACAGUUAUCUGGAGGUAGAUGGUGAUGUUUGAUCAGCUCUGAAGCCCUUACAGGAUUCGAUUUAGUUACAGAAAACGUAAAACGACCGGUUCUCGUCGCGUGAUUUUUUGAGAAUUACAAGGUUUAUGACAAGGUAAUUUGCUACUGAAACGUAUGAAAUCGAAAGACAUGAAAUAUCAUAUACGAAAAAUAUAUACAAAAAAAGUUUAGCAAUUAAGAGCUACUAACAAAUCAUGUUUCAAUGAAUAUUGGCACUCAGAUGGAAAAAACGCUACACCGAAAACUUCCAGAAAUAACAAUUCUUACUGUCCGAGUCGUAAACAUUGUCUAACAUUGACUUUGACAAAUGUGCAUUUAUGAACAAUAGGUUUAGAGGUUUUAACCUCUGACUGAUCGAGUGCCUUGCAUCUCGACACGCACGAAUGCGUCAAGUGCCAUACCUAACAAAGGUAAAAGUUGAAUACGAUGCGUGUAUACAAAGUAUCCACGCGAAAUGUGCACGAUGUACAGUCAGCUCAAAUCGUAAGAGACAUCUUGCCAUCGAACUCGUAAAGUCGUGCACGAAUUUCGCAGAAUAAACCAUGUCGGUCUCUUCUCGCGUCCGAUUCAUUGUUGUUUGAUUUACUUUAUAGUUUAUUGUAAUAAUUCUAUUUUAAAUAAUUACGCGAAAUGUGACA